AUGAGACCUUCACAGAUGCUCCGCGGGGUCAAGCACCCAGGAGGCCUCAACUUGCACAUCGGUCCAUGGGGCAAUUCCGGAUGUCAGCCUCAGAAGGGCAUUACCCAGUACGGUCUUGCUCAGAACCGACAGAACCCUCUUGCGGGAACCGCCAACGCCGCCGUCUUCAACACCUUCCGACGCACGCGCAACCAGAUCCUUUACUGGGCUGUGCCGAUGGUUAUCGCAUACGAGAUCAUGGAGUGGGCUAUUGAAAGAAACGAGUACCUGAACUCCAAGGCAGGCCGCGCUGAGUUUGGCGACGAAGUUUAA
Molecule: messenger RNA, 312 nt
Organism: Ramularia collo-cygni
Lineage: Eukaryota; Fungi; Ascomycota; Dothideomycetes; Mycosphaerellales; Mycosphaerellaceae
Product: probable ubiquinol--cytochrome-c reductase chain VIII
Exons: 3
Coding region: 1-312 (103 amino acids)
Biological process (GO): mitochondrial electron transport, ubiquinol to cytochrome c
Source: RefSeq, a predicted model, not a curated record